Daldinia childiae is the source of this 1863-nucleotide messenger RNA. RefSeq lists its product as uncharacterized. The record is from RefSeq and is a predicted model, not a curated record. NCBI's taxonomy places the organism in Eukaryota, Fungi, Ascomycota, Sordariomycetes, Xylariales, Hypoxylaceae. Bases 1 to 1863 code for a protein of 620 amino acids. The transcript has 2 exons.
AUGGUUAGGUUCGUCGAGUCGGACUCGACAGGCCUACCCCUUAAGAGAAAACAGGUCGCCCAGGCCUGUGCUAGGUGCCGACGCCGGAAGAAGAGAUGUUUUCAUAGUCACGAUAGCGAUAUCUCUAAAGAUGGAUCGCCCAAUUUAACACCCGGGGGAGGGGAUACUACGGCCCGUAAUCCAACUGGCCACCCUACUCCUCCACGAUGCGAGCCUCUCCGUAGCCCUAACGACGCCCAGAGUCCAGAGCGACAUGCUUCUAGAUUUGUUGGCGACCUGAGCCCCGAAGCAAUCCUCAUGGAAGCUACGAGUCUUUGCUCAACUCGCGAUGUAUCAGUGAGGGGUGGCUUGGGGAUAUGGCAACCCCGAGCGCUCGACUUAGAUAAAGUGGCCGGUCCCCUUUCCUUGACAUCGCCAUCGCGACAUGCCGUCCAGGACAUGCUUAGAGUAUACGUAAAGAGCCAUUGUCUUCCUUGCUGUCCUCCGCCUUCAGACUACGUGGUUCUCCGCCGUAUCUACUUUGACAAGCUAGAUACUAUCUUCCCUAUCCUCGGUCACUCGAUAAUUCAGUCCGAUGACGAGGUAAAAGAGAAAGUGUUAAAGCAAAUAGUUAGUCUUGCGGCUGCUUCCGAUCCCGAAGCUUCGCGUCACCUUCGUUUGAACCCCGAGAGUCCAGUCCUUUCUCGGCAUGACUUCUGCACUCUACUAUCGGAUGCAAUCCAAACGACUAUCGACGCCGGCCUCAUCACGGACCGUAUCUUCCUAACUCGUAUAUUAGCCGCCUUGUCGUUAUAUAUGCAGCCUCGCAGUUCUGAUGAAGCUGACAUCCCAGCAUUGCUUAACGGUCGUGCGGUUCAUCAAAUGCAUACUCUAGGAUUACAGAUGGCCUCGGAAGAAAGCCAUUCGAAUAUCCAGGCUACUCGGUCCUUGUUAUGUUGUCUUUGGGCCUUGGACCGCCUUAAUGGCGCAUUUUACGGGCGAGCUUGUCUCAUUCACGAACGAGAUAUCGGUUGGAACUUGGACGAUUGUAUUGCAAUGCAAGCACCACUCUUUCGACUAUUCCUAAUGAUUAUCGGCCUCCUUGACAAGGUUAUCGGGUUGUAUCGCCCUGGAAGCCGGAAAGAAAAGGAAUUCAUUAUUGAGCUACCCAUCUUUGAGCAAAUGAUCAUUGAUGCCGGAGCGGUUCGGGCUUCAAGCUCAUGUCUAGCCUCGCUUGAAAUAUUCUAUCAUUCAGUUGCCAUACUUUCAAGCCAGUCACCAUCUGAAAAUCGAUCCACAGCCCUCCCAGCGCCCGCAACAAACAGCCGUCGAUCUUUGGCGGCCGACCGAAUCACUUCCAUCGUCGGACGUGAAUUUCUAGGGCAGCUAUCAUACUUGCCUAUAAUUCCGUACGGCGUCUCCUUGUCGCUUAGUGUGUCGUAUCGGAAAAUGCGUCAUAGCAAUAUCCCCAUGUUUAGAAGUAGGGGCAAGCAAUCUUUUAUGGUAAACACGACGCUACUAAAAUCAAUGGACGACACCUUCUGGACCGCGAAGACUACGGUGGCAAUGGCUGAACAGGUUCUCCAGGAAAUGGACAGGGCGGUUGCAUCGAUAACACAGGAAACUGGUUUAGUAGAUGCUUCAAAGAAGGGCGAGUCGGCGCCACGAGACCGAGAAAUGCCUCCUCCAAGCGCGGACGAUACUAUUAACAAUUACAAUACUCACGGUGCUGACUUUUCGAUUCUUGAAGAAGUUUCGGAUCUUGAUGUUUUCGGUCAUUUUGACCCAACCUUCGACUUGGGCGCGGUAGAUGCCGCCCUUGAAGGAAAUCUCGAUUUCGGAGCCUCUUCCAACUGGUUUGACUGGCAGCAACUAUGGGGUUAA